ACAAGGUUACCUUUUGGUUCCAAAACCGGACAGACAUCCACUCUUAGUGAUGAUGAUGAGACUGGUUUCACUCUUGAUAACGGUGGUGGUAGUAAGAGAAAAGGUUCCCCAUGGCAAAGAAUGAAAUGGACCGAUGGCAUGGUGAGGCUACUGAUAAUGGCGGUUUAUUACAUCGGUGAUGAAGCUGGACCGGAGGGUUGCACUAAUCCUAGUGGAAAGAAAAAGGGUGUUGGUGGUGGAUUGUUGCAGAAGAAAGGGAAAUGGAGAUCGGUUUCGAGGGCGAUGAUAGAGAAAGGGUUCUAUGUUUCACCUCAACAAUGUGAAGAUAAGUUCAAUGAUUUGAAUAAGAGGUACAAGAGGGUUAAUGAUAUACUUGGUAGAGGGACUGCUUGUAAGGUAGUGGAGAAUCAAAGCUUGCUCGAUUCUAUGGAUUUGUCGCCCACAAUGAAGGAAGAAGUUAGGAAAUUGUUGAAUUCUAAGCACUUGUUCUUCAGAGAAAUGUGUGCUUACCAUAAUAGCUGUCCCCAUUCUUCAAAUGUUAAUCAUUCACCAGAGGAGACAUCCCAAAGCCAGCACCAGAAACCUCAACAACAGAGUUUCCUCCAUUCGUCGGAUAAUGCUCGAAUCGGUGGCGAUUCGGAGUCGAAGUUGGCUAAAGUAGUAUGCAGUGAAGAAGAGGAUGAUGAUGAUGACGACGAUGACGAUGACGAUGACGAUUUUGAUGGCGAUGAAGAUGACGAUGAUGAAGAAGCAACGGAUGAAGAAAACAAUGAAAAAUCGUCAAGUAAACGACCGAGAAAUGGAGGUGGUGAGACGUCAUUGUCGCCAUUGAUGUCUCCAUUGAUGGAACAAUUGAGCAGCGAAGUGGUGAAGGUGAUAGAAGAUGGAUCAAAGAGUGGUUGGGAGAAGAAGCAUUGGAUGAAGAUGAGGGCAAUGCAAUUGGAAGAGCAACAAGUGAGGUACCAAUGCCAAGCAUUGGAGCUGGAGAAGCAGAGGCUCAAGUGGGUGAGAUUCAGCGGGAAGAAAGAAAGGGAAAUGGAGAAAGAGAAGCUGGAAAACCAACGAAGGCGGAUCGAGAACGAGAGAAUGGCGCUGAUGGUAAAGCAGAAGGAGUUGGAGCUGUCGGAGAUGGUGGAUUUUCAACACUAUAAUCAGCCACACCAGCAUUCUUCUAACAGAAGGGGAGAUCCAUCAAGCAUCAACGGUUGAAAAUGUUACAUAUAAUUACUGUUUUUUUGUAUGAAAAAAAGACAGCUUGUUCUG
Messenger RNA from Hibiscus syriacus, 1263 nucleotides. Its product is annotated as nonsense-mediated mRNA decay protein 2-like. The annotation marks the transcript as partial. Lineage: Eukaryota; Viridiplantae; Streptophyta; Magnoliopsida; Malvales; Malvaceae. The record is from RefSeq and is a predicted model, not a curated record. The transcript has a single exon.